AUGUCCUCCACAAGCCCUGUUCCUCCUUCGGGCUCCACAAACAGCGAUCGAGCUGCUGAUUCCAGUUCAAGCCCUACGAGUUCACCACUAUUGUUCUUUGUUGCCCUUGGAUUCGGGGUCGUCUUCACGAAUCUAUGGAUCAUCGUUGGUGUCAAGUAUUGCUUUCGAUAUAAUCAACGGAAUCGCCAGCUACGAAACGAAGAAACGGGAGAACCAAUAGACUUGGUUACUAUGCCCCGUACGCAUAGACGAAGAAGGGAAAAGAAGUUGAUGACCAUGGACGAAGUUAAUCUGCGGUUUCCACUCACAAAGUACAAGGCAUGGAGGUCGACGCGGGCAAACGCCAACAUUCCGACCGCAGAGGCAAUAUCCGCAGCCGACAGUCUACACAGUCCAAACAUUAAGAACGGCACUUUGGUCGUAGAUACCAGUGUACCGCCAUCCUUAGUGAAACCUGCAUCGACGGAUAGCCAGCGGCAGAUUGGGUCCGCCAUCGCACAGCCUUCAACAGUUCCACCAGAUACUGGAACACAAUUCGCUCAAUUAAACGAAAAGACCGAUGGUCGUCCAGUUUUUGCUGAUUGCACGCACAAUCGUGAGGUAACAAGGUAUACCAACCAUGAGAUGAAACACGUACAUGAUCAGGACGGUUGUGAAUACCAUGGGUUGGAAGACAUCGGAGACGCUGAUCAUCCCAUUCGGACUGCAACACCGGCCGAGCUUCAUCCCACUCCCGGAGACUCCUGUGCAAUAUGCCUUGAUGCGAUAGAGGAUGACGAUGACAUACGGGGGCUGACGUGCGGUCAUGCUUUCCACGCAUCCUGCGUUGACCCAUGGUUGACAAGUCGGAGGGCCUGCUGUCCACUCUGCAAAGCAGAUUACUUCACUCCUAAACCUCGCUCUGAUCCUGCGGCAGAGCGUACGAGCACGGAUCGCCAUAGUAUGGUGGGAAUGCAUGCUCCUAGCCGACCGCGGCCUGUCUUUAUAGGAUGGCGAUCGAAUCUCUUUCGUCGAACAACGAUAUUGCCUCAGCGACUCAUGCAACGCGGGGGAAUUCCGCCAUCGCAGCUGUCGGGUGCACUCAAUGUCGAUUCGUCCAUGGCGCACAAUGCAUCUGACAUGAGGUCAGAAAACUCCAGACCUCAGCUCCGGGGAUCAUGGCGGCUGUUCCCUCGUUUUCGCAACUCUCUCCGACUUCCGCCCUCAAGUUGGCACCGUGCACCGAGGAAUGCGGGUACGGCCAUAGGUGUUUCUCAACCGAGUGACAGUCGGAGUCCUGCAGAAGUCGAAGCAGGCUUACGUUCUUAA
Messenger RNA from Aspergillus udagawae, 1308 nucleotides. Its product is annotated as E3 ubiquitin-protein ligase RNF103. Gene Ontology annotation, molecular function: ubiquitin protein ligase activity. Bases 1 to 1308 code for a protein of 435 amino acids. Lineage: Eukaryota; Fungi; Ascomycota; Eurotiomycetes; Eurotiales; Aspergillaceae. The transcript has 2 exons. Gene Ontology annotation, cellular component: cytoplasm. The record is from RefSeq and is a predicted model, not a curated record. Gene Ontology annotation, biological process: ubiquitin-dependent protein catabolic process.